Messenger RNA from Paramuricea clavata, 1692 nucleotides. The record is from the annotation of a GenBank genome assembly. NCBI's taxonomy places the organism in Eukaryota, Metazoa, Cnidaria, Anthozoa, Malacalcyonacea, Plexauridae.
UAGAAUGGCACAUUAUCGACAACCCCUGCGAACUGGUACUUGCAGGACGAAUCGCAGAAGAGCUCGGUAUCAUAAAGUUUGACGCCAAACCAACAGUUUUUCAACCUGUACAAAUGAUACACUCGACUGACAAUAAAGAAACACUGCAAAACAUUUUGCAACAGUUCCCACAAAAUUUCGAAGGCUUGGGGAAGUUGAAGAACCACCAAGUCAAGCUACAUGUAGACACCAGCAUCAAGCCAGUCACCACACCUGCCAGACCAGUGCCAUACCACCUGAAAGAACGGGUCACAAAAGAAAUCGAAAAGAUGAUUAAACAAGACGUAAUCGAGGAACACCCAGCCACCAAACCAGCUCCAUGGAUCUCCAAUGCCGUGAUAGCGCCGAAAGCUGAUGGAGCAAUACGUAUGACACUUGACGCUCGUAACGUCAACAAAGCCAUACAAUCGUCCAACUUACCCAUCCCCCGGCAAGAAGACAUCAAAGCCAAGCUCAGUGGAGCAAGUGUGUUUUCAAAGAUGGAUUUCAAAUCGGCUUUCUGGCAACUAGAACUGCAGCCGGACUCGAGAUAUUUGACAGUCUUCCACGCAAAUGACAAACUAUACCGAUAUAAACGUCUCACCAUGGGAGUAAAGGCCUGCACAAGGAGAACUUAAUAUGGCUCUUCAACCUUUGUUUGCAAACAUCCCCCAAGCACACCUUAUCCAUGAUGACCUAAUCGUGGCAACCACAACAAACACAGAACACAACGAAGCAAUCGAAGCCGUCAUGAACGCCAUAUCAAACGCCGGUAUUACACUAAACCCGGAUAAGUGCACGUUCGGAGUACCAGAAAUCGGAUUCUGGGGCCUACGUAUUGGAUCAGACGGCGUACGACCCGAUCCUGCCAAAGUUGAAGCUCUUGACCAUAUGACACCACCACAAUCCAAGGAAGAGUUGACCAGUUUCCUGUGUAUGAUGCAGUCUAACUCAGAUUUCAUCCCCAACUUCGCUCAGUUAGCGGCUAAACUGAGAGAAUUAACGAAGAAACACGCCAGAUUCGUGUGGAACACAGAAUACCAAACAGCCUACGAAGUCCUGAUUGCGAGAUUCAAGCAAAACACGCUGCUUCAAUACUUCGAGAUGAGUACACAAACGUUUCUAUUUACGGAUGCACACCAGACAGGGCUCGGGGCGAUGUUAGCACAAGGAGACAGCAUCGAGAACGCACGACCAGUGGCGAUAGCAUCGAGAACGACCAACGCAGCAGAGCAAAGAUAUCCGCAAAUUGACUUGGAGGCACUCGCAAUCGAUUUUGCUUUGAGAAGAUUUCGACAGUAUAUCGUGGGUUCCCCUACCAAGAUCCAAGUGAUAACGGAUCACCAACCUCUCUGCUCGAUUUUCAAUGGAAAGCGCCAAGGGUCCAUCCGAACUGAAAGAAUCAAGCUCCGCCACCAAGACAUACGUUUUACCGUGACAUAUCAGCGUGGGAAAAUCAACCAAUCCGACUACCUCUCACGACAUGCAAAACCAAUCGAAGCUGACGCGCGAGGAACGGCAAGAAGCCGACGACCUCAACAACCUACUGUAUAUGCUUCACACCACCCCGAUCAUAGACUGCAUGGGUAUUGGAACUAUCGCACAAGCUACCCAGAACGAUCCAACCCUCAAAAAGAUUGCAACACUUGUCAACCAGGGGUUAACCUGGAUUGA